UUUGUCAAAUUUGCCAACAUUGAGGAAGAUACACCUUCGUAUCACAGACGCUAUGACUUCUUUGUGUCUCGGUUCAGUGCCAUGUGUCAUUCAUGUGACCACGAUCCAGAAAUACAAACUGAGAUCCGAAUUGCUGGAAUCAGGGGCAUUCAGGGAGUGGUUCGAAAAACAGUAAAUGAUGAACUUCGAGCAACUAUAUGGGAACCUCAGCACAUGGACAAGAUAGUACCAUCAUUGCUGUUUAAUAUGCAGAAAAUAGAAGAUAUUGACAGCAGACUAGGCCCUCCGUCCUCUCCUACAGGAGGAGAGAAAGAGGAGAAUCCUGCUUUGCUGGCCGAGAAUUGUUUCAGGGAACUACUAGGACGAGCAACCUAUGGAAAUAUGAAUAAUGCUGUCAGACCAGUUUUUGC
Messenger RNA from Eurypyga helias (sunbittern), 410 nucleotides. RefSeq names its product protein EFR3 homolog A-like. The transcript is spliced from 3 exons. Gene Ontology annotation, biological process: protein localization to plasma membrane. The annotation marks the transcript as partial. The record is from RefSeq and is a predicted model, not a curated record. Gene Ontology annotation, cellular component: plasma membrane. NCBI's taxonomy places the organism in Eukaryota, Metazoa, Chordata, Aves, Eurypygiformes, Eurypygidae.